Molecule: messenger RNA, 4338 nt
Organism: Spathaspora passalidarum NRRL Y-27907
Lineage: Eukaryota; Fungi; Ascomycota; Pichiomycetes; Serinales; Debaryomycetaceae
Product: DNA-directed RNA polymerase III core subunit
Exons: 1
Coding region: 1-4338 (1445 amino acids)
Biological process (GO): DNA-templated transcription
Molecular function (GO): DNA binding; DNA-directed RNA polymerase activity
Source: RefSeq, a predicted model, not a curated record
AUGAAAGAAGUCGUUGUUGAUAUUGCUCCCAAGUGUAUCAAGGGAUUGGAAUUCAGCGCGUUAUCCGCCAAGGAUAUAGUUGCCCAAUCAGAAGUUGAAGUGCAAACCCGUGAUUUAUACGAUUUAGAAAAGGGAAGAACCCCAAAGGUUCAAGGUGCCUUGGACACUCGCAUGGGUAUUUCGUCCAACGCCCUGGAAUGUUCUACAUGUCACGGCAACUUGGCUUCUUGUCAUGGUCAUUUCGGGCAUAUUCGAUUAGCCCUUCCUGUGUUUCAUGUGGGUUAUUUCAAGUCGAUUAUCCAAGUGUUGCAAUGCAUUUGUAAAAACUGUUCGGCAGUUUUGUUGGAUGAGCAGGCCAAGAGGACCUAUUUGAAUGAUUUGCGGAAACCAAACAUCGACAAUUUGAGAAGAAUGAAGAUUUUGAGAAAAGUAUUGGACCAAUGCAAGAAACAAAGACGUUGUCUCAAGUGUAACCAUGUUAACGGGGUGGUUAAGAAGGCCGCCAGCGGUGCUGGCCCUGCCGCACUCAAGAUUGUUCACGACACAUUCAGAUGGAUUGGGAAGAAACCUACCCCAGAAAAGGAACUCUGGGAUCAGGAGUUCAAUCUCGUGUUUGAUAGAAAUCCCGAGUUGGAACGAUUUGCCAAGAGAGUCCACGAAGACCUCAACCCUUUGAAAACCCUCAAUUUAUUCAAACAGAUUUCUCCAUCCGACUGUGAGUUGAUCGGUAUUGACUCGGCUAGAGGAGGUAGACCAGAAAUGUACAUUUGGAGAUACUUGCCUGCACCACCCGUCUGUAUUAGACCUUCAGUCAUGAUGGAUGCCCAGUCCAAUGAAGAUGAUUUAACCGUCAAACUUACUGAAAUCGUCUGGACUUCGUCAUUAAUCCGGGCCGGGAUUGAAAAAGGUAUCAGCAUAAACAACUUGAUGGAACAAUGGGAUUACUUACAAUUGUCUGUGGCCAUGUAUAUUAACUCAGAUAGUGCCAACCCUGCCUUACUUCCAAAUGCUGGUGCCGGUGCCAAGUCAGCCAAGCCAAUACGUGGGUUCUGCCAAAGAUUAAAGGGUAAACAAGGUAGAUUCAGAGGUAAUUUAUCCGGUAAGAGAGUCGACUUUUCCGGAAGAACCGUCAUUUCCCCCGAUCCAAAUUUGAAGAUUGAUGAGGUGGCUGUUCCUGACCGUGUCGCGAAAGUAUUAACCUACCCUGAGAAGUGUACCCGAUAUAACUUUAAGAAAUUGCAAAAGUUGAUUAGAGCCGGUCCUGAUGUACAUCCUGGUGCCAAUUAUAUCAUGAAACAGAACGAGUUGGCUAAACGUAAUUUACGAUUUGGUAACCGUGAAAUACUUGCCAAGAACUUGCGUAUUGGUGAUGUUGUCGAACGUCAUAUUGAAGAUGGUGACGUUGUGCUUUUCAAUAGACAACCUUCGUUGCAUAGAUUGUCCAUCUUGUCCCAUUAUGCCAAGAUUCGUCCUUGGAGGACCUUCAGGUUGAAUGAGUGUGUGUGUACGCCAUAUAACGCCGAUUUUGACGGGGAUGAAAUGAAUUUACACGUUCCUCAAACCGAAGAAGCCAGAGCGGAAGCCAUCAACUUGAUGGGGGUUAAGAAUAAUUUGUUGACUCCCAAGUCGGGUGAACCAAUCAUUGCUGCUACUCAAGAUUUCAUCACUGGUUCUUACUUGAUUUCACACAAAGACUCCUUUUUUGAUAGGGCCAGUUUUGUACAAUUGUUGAGUAUGAUGUCGGAUGCCGAUGUCCAAUUUGAUUUACCACCACCAACGAUUUUCAAACCGGUAAUGUUGUGGACUGGUAAGCAAGUUUUUUCGUUAUUAAUUAAGCCAAAUAAAAAGUCAAAUGUUAUUAUCAAUCUUGAUGCUAAGAACAAGACAUUUAUUCCUCCAGCCAAGGGCUUACCCCUGGAAAUGUCACCUAAUGAUGGGUUUGUCAUUAUUCGAGGCUCACAAAUUUUAUCGGGGUUGAUGGAUAAAUCUACCCUUGGUGAUGGUAAGAAGCAUUCGGUAUUUUACACCAUUCUUCGAGACUAUGGUCCACAAGAAGCCGCGUCAGCUAUGAACAGAAUGGCGAAAUUAUGUGCAAGAUAUUUGGGUAAUCGUGGUUUCUCUAUUGGUAUCAAUGAUGUCACCCCAGAAACAAAACUUAAGCAAAAGAAGGAAUUGAUGGUUGAACAAGCCUAUCUCAAGUGUGACGAGUUGAUUGAUUUGUAUAACCGUGGUAAAUUAGAAACCCAACCGGGUUGUAAUGAAGAACAAACAUUGGAAGCUAAAAUUGGUGGUUUGCUUUCCAAGGUCAGAGAAGAAGUGGGUGAAGAAUGUAUUCGAGAAUUGGACUCCAUGAACGCUCCCUUGAUUAUGGCCACCUGUGGGUCCAAGGGUUCCACCUUGAAUGUGUCACAAAUGGUGGCCGUUGUCGGUCAACAAAUUAUCUCGGGCCAUAGAGUGCCUGAUGGGUUCCAAGAUAGAUCAUUGCCUCAUUUCACAAAAAACUCCAAGACUCCACAAUCCAAGGGUUUCGUUCGUAACUCUUUCUAUUCUGGGUUAACACCUCCGGAAUUCUUGUUCCAUGCUAUUUCAGGUAGAGAAGGGUUGGUUGAUACUGCCGUCAAGACUGCUGAAACCGGGUACAUGUCGAGAAGAUUGAUGAAGUCAUUGGAAGAUUUAUCGGCACAAUACGAUAACACAGUUCGUAACUCUUCUAAUGGUAUUGUUCAAUUCACAUAUGGUGGUGAUGGGUUGGAUCCUUAUGAUAUGGAAGGUGAUGCUAAACCCGUAAACUUUAACAGACAAUGGGAUCAUGCUUAUAACUUGACGUAUGAUGGCGACGAAACAGGGUUGCUUCCAUAUGAAAUUAAAAGAUUGGUGGAUAGUAUUUUGACACCUCUUGAAUCAAAAUUAAUUAGGUAUGACAAUUUAGGAAGAGAGCUUGCUGAUGCUGACCAAGACAGAAUUGAAUACAUUGAUCAAAAUGAUGCUGAGCGAGAAUUCUACCAAUCUUUGCGCGAUUUCCUUGGUAAGAAGGCCGAGAAGUUGGCUCGAUUAAGAGAAGCCAAGGGAUUACAACCAUUCUUUACCAAGAUUGAAUCAGAAAUGCUGGUUGAUGAAGAUGAAGUCAAACUCAACUCCAUUAAUCAAUUGCUUAAAAUAUCAUCCAAGACAGUCGAGAAGUUCCUUGAGCAAUGUCUUUACAAAUACUCACGUGCCCGUGUGGAACCAGGAACCGCUGUUGGUGCCAUUGGUGCCCAAUCUAUUGGUGAACCAGGUACGCAAAUGACAUUAAAGACUUUCCAUUUUGCCGGUGUCGCCAGUAUGAAUGUUACAUUGGGGGUUCCUCGUAUUAAGGAAAUUAUCAAUGCGUCAAAAACAAUUUCUACGCCAAUCAUCAAUGCCGUGUUGGUUAAUGACGAUGAUGAGAUUGCUGCAAGAGUGGUUAAGGGAAGGAUUGAAAAGACGUUGCUUGAAGAUGUCGCAUUUUUUAUUGAAGAUGUGUACAAGGACAAUCUUGCUUACUUGUCCAUCAAGAUAGAUUUGGAAACUAUAGAUAAGUUACAGUUGGAAUUGACGAUUGAUAAUAUUGUUCGUGCCAUUCAAAAUGCACCAAAGUUGAAGAUUACUCCGGGUGACGUGUCAGUCAGUGGUAAAGAUAGAGUCAAUGUUUUGGUGAACUUGAAGGAAAAGACCGAUUCGCUUAAAUCACAAGCCGAAACCAAGAAUGCGUUGUUUUUCAGAAUGCAACAGUUGAAACGUGCCUUGCCAAGUAUCUGCAUCAAGGGUCUUCCAAACAUUUUCCGUGCCGUUAUCAAUAUCAGAGAUGAUUCCAAGAAGGAGUUAUUAGUUGAAGGGUAUGGUCUUAAGGAUGUCAUGAGCACUGAUGGGGUAGUGGGUACAAAAACCACCACUAACCACGUCCUUGAAGUAUUUGAAAUCUUGGGUAUUGAAGCUGCCAGAAGUUCUAUCAUCAAGGAAAUCGACUAUACCAUGAGUAAUCACGGUAUGAGUGUUGAUCCUCGUCAUAUUCAAUUGUUGGGAGAUGUCAUGACGUACAAGGGUGAAGUGUUGGGUAUUACCAGAUUCGGGUUGAGUAAAAUGAGAGACUCUGUGUUGCAAUUGGCAUCUUUUGAAAAGACCACCGAUCAUUUGUUUGAUGCUGCGUUCUUUAUGAAGAAUGAUAAGAUUGAAGGGGUUUCUGAAUGUAUUAUCUUGGGUCAAACUAUGUCUAUUGGUACCGGGUCGUUCAAGUUGGUUAAGUCGUCGAAUUACGAUAAGAAGGUGUUGAAGAGAAAGCCAACUUUGUUUGAAUCAGCUUGUGAAGCGAUAGCUGUAUAA